AUGGGAGGCACUCCGUCUUCGUCGUCGUCGCACAGGCUUACGUACCAUUUGAGGUUUCUGAAUAAAGGUGUCAUAAUUGGAGACGGGUUUGAUGGAAGGAGAUCAAACAAAUGGACAUUAAGAAGUAUUGACAAGAUCGAUUCACAACGAUUACAUGGGGGUUCAAGUACAUACGAUGACCCACUACCAAAUUCCAUUCACAAUUCUCCUUUAGUUCUGAACAACAUUCCGGUGAUCACAGUUUCACUGUCGAUCAUCUUUUAUGAUCGGGUUGCUGUUCAUAUUUUCAUUAGGCUGACUUGUGUCACACUCCUCCGUAGGAUUGUGGUCAGAUUUUCGUUCCUCUUUUUAUCGAUGGUGGUGGCAGUCGUAGUGGAGGGUGUCUCACGUGCAACACAUGGAGCGGCUGGAGGGAUUUAUGUCUUUUGGCUCACUCCCUAUCUGGUAUUUGUGGGCAUCGCCAAUGCCAUUGGAGUAAUUGGCCAAAUGAAUUUUUUUCAUGAAGAAUGCCCGGAAAGUAUGGGUACACAUUCGAUAUCCAUGGUAUAUUUAAGCCAAGCAAUGGCUCUAUGCUUCAGUAUCGGAUUACUCGAAGCUUGCGACCGCUAG
This is a messenger RNA of Impatiens glandulifera, 609 nucleotides long. Its product is annotated as protein NRT1/ PTR FAMILY 2.13-like. The transcript has 3 exons. The coding region runs from base 1 to 609 and encodes 202 amino acids. Gene Ontology annotation, molecular function: transmembrane transporter activity. Gene Ontology annotation, biological process: transmembrane transport. The record is from RefSeq and is a predicted model, not a curated record. NCBI's taxonomy places the organism in Eukaryota, Viridiplantae, Streptophyta, Magnoliopsida, Ericales, Balsaminaceae. Gene Ontology annotation, cellular component: plasma membrane.